GUGGAAUGCCACGCGGGACCGAGCUCUCGGUCGUCGAGCGGGCGUCCAUCUUGGCCAUGCGCGGGAAUGGCAUGAGCGAGCGCAAGAUUGCGCAGGAGAUGGGGCGCUGCGUGAGCUGCAUCCGAGGCUUCCUCGCCCACCCGGACGCGUAUUGCACCAAGAAGCGCAUGGGCCGACCGCGGCGCCUCUCACCCGACGUCGAGCUACAGAUCCUCGAUGCUGCGUACAAGGACAACCUCACGGCGGCCGAGAUCAUUGCUCGGCUCAACCUCAACAUUAGCGUGCGCCAGCUGCAGCGCCUGCUCCGGGAGAAGCGGCUCGAGCAGGAAGCCGCCGCCGCCAUGGCGUCGCCGCCGACCGACCUAUUCUUUGCGUCCGACGACGAAGCGUCGGCGAGCUCGAUUGAUGUUUUCUCGUUCAUGCGGCGGCCCUUUGACGACGACGACGACGCCUUGUCCUGAGCCUCUGCACUUCCUGCCCGUCCUCCCACCGUCACCUCUGGUCAUCGACGUUCCAUGAACACACAGAUCGAGCGCGUAUGCAGCAAGGAAUAUAUUGAAAUCUUUGGACGUAAAAGAGUGCGGUGGCUGGGAAUUGAACUGGGGCGCUCAAUCCACUGCACCAGAAUGGCCCUUGACCCUGUUUGUCAGGGAUGCGUGUGGCCAUCACUGUCCUCGAGCGGA
Messenger RNA from Saprolegnia diclina VS20, 683 nucleotides. RefSeq lists its product as hypothetical. Lineage: Eukaryota; Oomycota; Saprolegniomycetes; Saprolegniales; Saprolegniaceae. The transcript has 2 exons. Gene Ontology annotation, molecular function: DNA binding. The record is from RefSeq and is a predicted model, not a curated record. Bases 6 to 461 code for a protein of 151 amino acids.